Paramacrobiotus metropolitanus is the source of this 2500-nucleotide messenger RNA. Its product is annotated as cAMP-dependent protein kinase type I-alpha regulatory subunit-like. The record is from RefSeq and is a predicted model, not a curated record. The coding region runs from base 826 to 2211 and encodes 461 amino acids. Lineage: Eukaryota; Metazoa; Tardigrada; Eutardigrada; Parachela; Macrobiotidae. The transcript is spliced from 10 exons.
CGAGUCCUGCCAUGGGCUUGCCAUCGCCAGGGAUAUCGGCCUUAACUUUUUCCCCUUAACUGAGCAGGCAUCCAGAUUAUACAUACAUAAUAUAAUGCGUGGAGGCCAUAUACACGUAUUAUACUGAGUUAGACUCCGCGUCCAUUUCAUUGUUCCCGUACAUUAGUUCAGGAAUUUAAUCCACCGACUUUUUGUUUGGUAGUGAAAUAAUUCCAACGCAGGGUGUCACAACCGGAAGGAGAAACCGGCAAUUUGUUCUAAGAGGAUGCCGGCGCAUAUGUGAUUGUUUGGCUGUGCGCGCUGCUGCAUAGAAAAAUCGGCUUUUCAUCAGUCAGCAUCGUGGCCGCGGCUAUUCAGCCCCGGCGUCUCAUGCGCUCUAUUCAGAUAUUUUGCCAUCCUAGUUAACCGGUUGUUGAAGGAUAUUUUCACACAUGUGGAUUAUAUGGAUGGGAUAUUGAUGUGUCAGUGGGAAAAUAUGUUUUUCUUCGGAGGAAACUGAGCGUCCUCUGUUGUUCAACAACCAACCGAUCUUUCCACUUCGCAUAUCACAGUGAAAAAAAACGCGAGGAAUAUUUAUCAGGAUUACUGUCCGGGGCACUACACAUUUUAUAUUGACAAUCUGGAGUGCUUGCCGGUAUUAAUGAUCCUUGAGAGGUUAUCUCCGUAGCAGAAAUAUAUAUACAUGUAAUUCCCCAGGCCGUGAAUCUCCCUCUAUGCAACUCUGAUCACAACUGCCUCUAGCGCUGCACACUUGUCCCAUCGCGCGAGUCCCAGCCGUAGUAGUAGAGGCAGCGCACUAGGGUACCCUAAUACGUGCGUCUGCAAAUGGGCAACCGACAGGCUUCCCCCACCGCUGAUGCAGUCCAGACGCACUCCAGCCGGCGAACAUCCAAUGCUUCCAAAAGCCCCUCCACCUUCUCCCCCACCGCAGAUAAAUCGACACUUCAGCUGAAAAUCCACACUCGCCAGUCGGUGGACAAUGGCCGCGGAGGCGGGACACCCUCGGGCAGCAGUAUGGGCGGUGCUUCCACUCCGACGGGACAACUCGUUUCGCCGACCGCGGCGUCGGCAUCCGGAUCGUGGCUCUCCAGUAAAAUCACCUCUUCAACGACUUCCCUACGUGCUUUGUUCAAAAACAAGUCCUCCAGUCCGGCCCGACCAGCCAGUCCCCCGACGGCGGCCGCAGCGGGCGUGGAUGGACGGAAUCUGGGUGAGCCCGUGCCCGAUGUGGACAAUGCGCCCCUGGACGCGCAGGGCCAGGCCCCGCGCAAUCGCGGCCCACCCCAGCCCAACGGGGCUCACGUGGACAAUGCCGAGAAUAUUCUGGAUCGGCCGCGACGCCGUGGCGCCUUCUCGUCGGAGACCGUGACGGAGGAGGAUGUGGCCAAUUAUGUUAAAGCUGAAGUGGUGCCCAAGGAUCCCCAAACGACCGAAGCCCUGUCGCGCGCUAUUCAGAAGAACAUUCUCUUUUCCCAUUUGGACGACUGUGAGAAGAGAGAUAUUUUUGAAGCCAUGUUUCCUGUGGAAUUUUCCAAAGACGAAACGAUCAUUCGACAGGGCGACGAAGGCGAUAAUUUCUACGUUAUCGAAGCCGGUCAAGUGGAUAUUCUUGUUAACGAGGCCUACGUUGGAUCGUUAAGCGAAGGUGCAUCAUUCGGCGAACUGGCACUGAUCUAUGGGACACCGCGUGCUGCAACAAUUAUUGCCAAAUCCGACAAGGUCAAAUUAUUUGGCAUCGAUCGCAACACAUACCGGCGCAUUCUGAUGGGCAGCACUAUCAGAAAGCGGAAGCGCUAUGAGGAGUUCCUUAGCAAAGUACCCAUUCUCGAGAGCCUCGACAAAUGGGAACGUUUGACAAUCGCUGAUGCAUUGGAACCUUGCUCUUUUGAAGAUGGACAGACGGUUAUUACGCAAGGCGAUCGCGGCGAAGAUUUCUUUAUUAUUCUAGAGGGAAAUGCCGUGGUUUAUCAGAUUCCACCGGAAUCUAUUGACCAGAUUCCAGUAGAAGUUGGUCGUUUAGGCCCUUCUGACUACUUCGGUGAAAUUGCCCUAAUUUUGGAUAAACCACGCGCAGCAACGGUUAAAGCCCUUGGAACGCUCAAAUGUGCUCGCUUAGAUCGGCCACGCUUUGAACGACUGCUUGGUCCUUUGAAAGAAAUCUUGACCCGCAACAUUUCACAAUACCAUACCUUGGUUGAACUGGGCAAAUAAUCCAUGGAGACUUUUUGGAUGGCUUCUUCUUUUAUUGUAUACAUUGUGCUGCAGCACGUAAAUCUCAAAAUAUCUUUAAAUAUUUGACUAGGCAAGCAGUUUGAUGCUGAUUUAUUGCACAUAGCUUAUUUAUUUCGCAUCAUGAUAGGGUGUAUUUAGAAUUCUGGGGGUUUUCUGCUGUCAAAGGGCGAUAAUAUGAGGGUCUGUUCUCCGCUUUAUGUGUUAGAUGGUGUCAUGUUAAUCAUUUAAAACAAGAAUGAGCUGAAGGAAGAACAACAAAAUCUGAUAU